This is a messenger RNA of Gongylonema pulchrum, 426 nucleotides long. NCBI's taxonomy places the organism in Eukaryota, Metazoa, Nematoda, Chromadorea, Rhabditida, Gongylonematidae. The record is from the annotation of a GenBank genome assembly.
AUGAUAUCAGCGGAAUCGGAAGAACCGGGUAGAAGCAGUGAAAUACCACCAGAACCACCAAAACGACCACGCAUCGGUACACCGCAUGAUAUGCCUGGUACAUCUGGUCAGUCGGACGACAAAAGCAAAAUCGGUGAUGAAUUUGUUGUGAACAGGCCAGAGCAGCAGCAGCAGCAAGAAUUCCUUCAAUCUUCCGUUGAAAAGGUAAAAUUUCGGAUUAUUUUUAGGCUGAUCUGUACAGUUAAGGACGAUUAUCCUCCAAUUCUUCGUCAUGAUAUUGCUGAUGACAGCGUGAUAACAUUGGUUCUGGAAAAUGUGCUGAGAGUAAUUCGGGAGAUGAUUGCUGGCGCGAAACUUAUUAUGAAACAAGCAGAAAGGAAGAAAUUGCUGUGCGACGAUUUGAAUGAUUGGCUAAGUCGUCAGGGC